Messenger RNA from Vitis vinifera (wine grape), 6218 nucleotides. RefSeq names its product transcriptional activator DEMETER. NCBI's taxonomy places the organism in Eukaryota, Viridiplantae, Streptophyta, Magnoliopsida, Vitales, Vitaceae. Gene Ontology annotation, molecular function: DNA N-glycosylase activity; 4 iron, 4 sulfur cluster binding; DNA demethylase activity. The transcript has 19 exons. Gene Ontology annotation, biological process: base-excision repair. The coding region runs from base 1 to 5829 and encodes 1942 amino acids. The record is from RefSeq and is a predicted model, not a curated record.
AUGAAUAUCAGCAGCAGCAGAAGUUCAAUUUCGGAAGAAAAAGAUUUCCCCGUACAGGGUUCUUGGAUUCCUGUGACCCCUGUUAAGCCCAUUUUGCCAAUAACACAGCCCCAGAUCUGUGCAGGCAGGGAACACAGCCAGCUAUACCUGGAAAGCUCGUCAGGAUCAGAAAGAUUUCCCCCUACCUUCCCUCAAGAAACUCAAGCUCAUAAGGUAGUUGCAUGUGAAAAUUUCAGAAAUUGUGCAGAAUUGAACAGUUUCAGCAGUUGGAAUCCAGUUCCAGGUGCAGAAAUGGGGGUUCGAAAUUACAAUGCUGGAAUAUAUAGGAAGCCUUCUUUCAACCUGGAGAUGAGUUUGGACAAUAUUCCUUUCACCCAGCUAUUGGCUCAGACAAAUGCAGCCUUCAUUCCAUCUGCCGUAUCACCUGAGAAUGUUAGUGGGGCAAGUAGCCCUUUCAUGUCUGCUACACAUCUCCACCCUGAAGUUUCUAGCUCCACAAGCAUGUUGCUUAAAAGCCAAGAUCUCUUGCUUGGAUCAAGCCAGUGGACAAGUGCACCUGAUAUGAAUCAAUAUGGACUCCCCACUUACAGGCACUUUUAUGACCUUAAUUCACCACCUGAAUCAAUGGCAGAGGCAGUCUCUGGCAGCGCUAUCUCCCACUUUGCACCCAUAACACCAGAUAAAAACAGGCGAGUAGAGAACAGCUGGGUUGCCAAAUCUCAAAAUUUAUGCCCAGAAGAAAAAACUGUUCAAGAAACAGAGAAGCAAGAGAAGGCUAUUGACACCACAAGGGUUGAGGUCAACCACCUCCAUUGUGAUUCAAAACUUCUGCAGUCACCAACAGAUUUAUCAUUUGCUCCUGUCUCCUCACCAUUAAAUGAAAAUGUCAAUCUUGACAAUGGAGGCAACCAUGCUAUUGGCCCACUGACAGAGAAUUGCAAUUUUGACAAAAGAGGAGACCAUAUUAUUGACCUGAAUAAGACACCCCAACAGAAACCUAGAAGAAAAAAGCACAGGCCCAAAGUAGUCAUAGAAGGCAAACCUAAAAGGACACCAAAGCCAGUAAACCCAAAGUGCACUGGUUCCCAGGGAAAUCCAACAGGCAAGAGAAAGUAUGUUCGCAAGAAUGGAGUCAACAAACCCUCAACAAAUUCUCCAGCAGAAAUAAUGGGUCGGAGUACCGAACCAGAAAGGCCUGAACGUACCAUGAUGUCAUGUAGAAGGGGAUUAAACUUUGACGACAAUGGUAGAGCAAGAGGUGGAAGCUCUUCAUGCAUAUCCACUUCUGAUUUGAAUUCAGAACCACAAGCACAAGAUUUCUGUACCCAAGGAAUUCAAUCAAAAUCUGUUGUGAUGCUCAGUAAAGAGAUGGAAGUUACGGUAGAAGAGACACAAGUAGGCAUCGCCUAUGACCUUACUCGUUCAAUGAAUCAAGAGCUGAAAAAUUACGUGUCAUUGCCUGAUAGACAAUUCCCAAGCACCCCACCUCAAAGAAAUACUGAUCAUCCAUGGGAGAAACUGAAGAAUGAUGCCCAAAAUGAGAAUGACAGAGAAAGAGCAAGUCAAGAAAUUGUGUGUGAUAAACAGGAAAACAUUUUACAAGAAAGCUUGAAAUCAAUGAGUCCAAAUAAUACCAAUUGCAGCACCAGUGCAAGUUUGAAAGAGAGAGAACAUAGAAGGGGAACCAAAAGGGUACACUCCCAUAUUGUUGACAAGGCAGAUCCAAGAACCAUGAGUAUGAAUGGGAAUCAGUACAAUUCUGUGCAGGCAUAUCAUGCUAAGUUUCAGGCAAAUGAACAAAAUAGGAACCCUGGCAUGCAUUUUCCAGAAAUUUACAAGAAAAAGAGAACUGAGAAGGGAUUGAAUUCAACUGCAACUAACUUAUCACCUGUAAUGGCUGCUAAAAAUAUUGUGAUGCUAGCAACAGCAUGCCCUCAAAAUCAUGCAAUCCCAAGUUCUUCUGCAUCAAAAUCUGACAGCUGGAUUUCUGCCUCUCGAUUCACUAAUUCCAGUGCCCCAGCUACUCAAGGACAAGCAGAAAAUGGUGGCCAAGACAAAGUGCAGACCUUUGAUUGUAUGCUAGCCUUAGGCCCAAGAGAGAGGUUGACCAAAAAAAGAUCCAAGGGCCUCACUAGGGUUCGUGACUUAGCUUCCCUGAAUGGAAUUGCACUGUGUAAACUACUGCCAAAUUUCCCUGACAAGAGAAUUUCACCAAAUCCUGAUGUUCAAGGGGCAGAAAGUUCAAACAGGCCACACACAUGCAUAGAAGCCCUAGUUGCAGAGACCAGUAAAUUGGCAAGAAGGAAGCGGACCAAAAAGAGAAACCCAGUUGUAGGUUCAACAUCAUCCAGAACAAAUGAAGUGCAGCUACACCAGCAGACUGAUGUAUAUAACAACCGACAGCUUCUCAAGUUAGCAGAUCCUCCAGAACUAAUAUGGAAACACAUGCUUUCAAUUGAUACAAUCAUUGAGCAAUUGAAGCAUCUUGACAUCAAUAGGGAAAGUAAAAUUUCUUAUCAAGAGCAGAAUGCACUUGUCCCUUACAAUAUGAAUAAAGAGGAGAAAAAUGCACUUGUCCUUUAUAAAAGAGAUGGCACUAUCGUUCCUUUUGAGGAUUCAUUUGGUCUUGUCAAGAAACGACGCCCACGGCCUAGAGUGGAUCUUGAUGAAGAGACAAGUAGAGUAUGGAAGCUUCUGAUGGGAAAUAUAAAUAGUGAAGGUAUCGAUGGUACAGAUGAGGAGAAGGCAAAAUGGUGGGAAGAAGAAAGAAAUGUAUUUCGUGGACGAGCAGACUCAUUUAUUGCACGCAUGCAUCUAGUCCAAGGGGAUAGACGCUUUUCCAAAUGGAAGGGGUCAGUUGUGGACUCAGUGGUUGGAGUCUUCCUCACACAGAAUGUUUCAGAUCACCUUUCUAGUUCUGCAUUCAUGUCACUUGCUGCCCAUUUUCCCUGUAAGUGCAACCACAGACCAUCAACUGAAUUGGAAACGAGGAUUUUAGUUGAAGAACCAGAGGUCUGCACACUAAACCCAGAAGACACGGUCACAUGGAAUGAGAAAAUGUCAAAUCAAGCAGUCUGUGACCAGAGUUCUAUGACACUGCACCACACUGAGGAAGCUGUUAACAGCAAUGGAUCCUAUGGAAACAGCAGAGGAACAGUUGGCACUGUUGAUAUUUCAAAAGACAAAAUGUUAGAUUCUACUGGUAAAAAAAUGUCUAACAAAUCGAGUGUGAAUGGGACAACCACCCAGAUGAUAGGGACAGAACUAGCAUGUUUUAUAGGAGGAGACAGGACUGCAGCAGAUGAUGCAGCUUCUUCUCAAAACUCUUUAGACUUUUCAAUAGCUCAGACUGCUGAAAAAAUAGGAUCAUGCUCAGAAAGCAAUUCAGAAGUAGAGGAUAUUAUGCCAACUGGGUAUGGACUCAACAAUUUUGAUGGAUCCACUUCCUUUGUGGGGCUUUUACAGAUGGCAGAAUCCACCAGGUUACAUGAAGUUUUCUGUCGCAGCAAUAUCAAUGCAACAUGUGGAGCAAAUCCAAAGGAUGUGAACUACCAUUCAGAAAGCAUGAGUGGUUAUAACAAGAGAAGUCAAAACAUGGAUGGAUUGGCUGACUGUAGAAGUUCACUGGGAGUAACCAUUAUCCCUUCCAGUAAUUAUCAUUUGCAUCUAAACCCCAACUCAGGAGUGUUGGAAGUUGAAGGUUUUGAAAUGUCUGGAGAAACCAGAUCUUCUGAAAUUUCCAAGGAUCAAAAGUGUGUGAGCGAACAAAGUGGAUUAACAGCAGAAUCUGACAAUCAAGCUAAAGAUGAAAAGAAGCUGACAGAGAGCAUUCAAGCAGGACCAACAUCUUCUUGUGAAAAUACCUUCUCAGAUAACAACCUUCAAGGAGAAAACAACAAGAUCAUCGAGUCCCAAAGCAGCCCUGUUGGAGAUCCUAAAAAUGUUGUUGAGUCUGUGGGUCAGGAGCAGAUCAGCAGAAUGCAGCAAAGUCAGAAUUUGAUGAACAUUUCGGGAAAGGCCUUGGAUGUUAUUGACUGUCCCAGUGCAUUCAGUAACCAAACACAUAUCGAGGAUAGGAAAAGCGAGACAGGUGUGAAAGAACAUGGUCUUUCUUCUAGCAAGGCAUCUAAUGAAAUUGGUGUGGACACUUCAAAAGCAAAGAAGGGAAAGGCCCGAAGGGAGGAAAAAAAUACACUUCAUUGGGAUAACUUAAGAAAAGAGGCUCAAGUCAAUGGAAGGAAAAGGGAAAGAACAGUAAACACAAUGGACUCAUUAGAUUGGGAAGCAGUGAGAUGUUCAGAUGUUAAUGAAAUUGCUAAUACCAUCAAAGAAAGGGGUAUGAAUAACAUGCUUGCAGAGCGAAUCAAGGAUUUUCUUAACAGGCUGGUUAGGGACCAUGGAAGCAUUGAUCUUGAGUGGUUGAGGGAUGUUCCUCCUGACAAAGCAAAAGAGUAUCUGCUAAGCUUUAGAGGGCUUGGGUUAAAAAGUGUGGAAUGCGUUCGGCUUUUGACCCUCCACCACCUUGCUUUUCCAGUUGAUACAAAUGUUGGACGUAUAGCUGUAAGAUUGGGAUGGGUACCCCUUCAGCCCUUGCCUGAGUCACUUCAAUUGCAUCUUCUAGAACUAUACCCAGUGCUAGAGUCAAUUCAGAAAUAUCUUUGGCCACGACUAUGCAAGCUCGACCAGAGAACAUUGUAUGAGCUGCAUUACCAGAUGAUCACAUUCGGCAAGGUUUUCUGCACAAAAAGCAAACCAAAUUGCAAUGCAUGUCCAAUGAGGGGAGAAUGCAGACACUUUGCAAGUGCAUUUGCAAGUGCAAGGCUUGCCUUGACAGGGCCAGAGGAAAGAAGCAUAGUAAGCACAAAUGCAAACGAAUCAAUGGAUGGAAACCCUGAUGUGACCAUCAAUCCACUGCCUCUACCACCACCUCUACCUCAGAAGCAAUCAUCAGAAGCAAAUCCAGGGAUCAAUAACUGUGAACCCAUUGUUGAAGUACCAGCAACACCAGAACAAGAACAUCCACAAAUAUUAGAAAGUGAUAUUGAGGACACCUUGUAUGAGGAUCCUGAUGAGAUACCAACAAUCAAACUCAACAUUGAAGAGUUCACUCACAAUUUACAGAACUAUAUGCAGAGAAAUAUGGAACUUCAAGAAAGUGACAUGUCAAAGGCUUUGGUUGCUUUAACUCCAGAAGUUGCUUCUAUUCCCAUGCCCAAGCUUAAGAAUGUUAGUCGACUACGAACAGAGCACCAUGUCUAUGAGCUUCCAGAUUCACACCCUCUACUGGAAGGGCUGGACAAAAGAGAACCUGAUGAUCCAUGUUCAUACCUUCUCGCCAUUUGGACCCCAGGUGAAACUGCAAAUUCCAUUCAACCACCUGAAAGAACGUGUAGCUCCCAGGAAUCUGGAGGACUAUGUGAUGAAAAGACAUGCUUCUCGUGCAAUAGUAUACGAGAAGCAAAUUCCCAAACUGUCCGAGGGACACUUUUGAUACCAUGUCGAACAGCAAUGAGAGGGAGCUUUCCAUUGAAUGGCACAUACUUCCAAGUUAAUGAGGUGUUUGCUGACCAUGACUCCAGCCUUAACCCCAUUGAUGUUCCUAGGGCCUGGAUAUGGAAUCUGCCAAGACGCACUGUGUACUUUGGGACCUCCAUACCAACAAUAUUUAAAGGUUUAUCAACAGAAGAUAUACAAUACUGUUUCUGGAGAGGAUUUGUUUGUGUAAGAGGGUUUGACCAGAAAACACGAGCACCUCGGCCCCUGAUGGCCAGACUGCACUUUCCAGCAAGCAGGUUGACAAGGACAAAAGGUAAAAUAAAUGAGAACUAGGUAUUGUGCUUGAUGAAAUAUCACAUUGGUUGACGCCAAAUCUAGAUAAUCGUACAAUCCAGAGAACAAUGUCAAUUCAACAAAAGGAGAACAUUCAGUUGCACAGAAUGGGUGAGGUCGUAACUUGUCUAAUGGGAAGGUUGUUACCCGGUUACUUUCUAAGAUUCCAUGACAAGUGAGUAGGUAUUUUGACCAACAUUCAGUGGCUCAAAAUUUGAGAGCUUGUAACUUGUUAGUGGAAAAAGGCUGUUUACCAGUUUUAGGUUGUAAGUUCCCGUGACAAGUGGGAAGGUAUUUUUGUACAUGGUUAACAAGAUAAUCAAUGUAAUGCUCAAGGUUGGAGCCAUUCUUCCAGAACCAGUAAAUAUCACUGACUAAAAUUUGUCGUC